GUCCAUUUAGUGUGACAGUAUCCUACUUUGAAAGGUGCAAGAAACUGGUUUCUUAUCGUUGAUGACGUCGACGACAUGGAGAUUUUCGACAAGUCGAGGCAUGCAGGUGGGGAAAUCCUCGAUUUUCUUCCUUAUAAUGGCGACGGAAGGAUCUUAUUCACCACACACUCAAAACAAGUCUCCCUUACUGCACUUAGGACUGCGGUAGUUUUACUACCGCAGUUGUGUCUGAAGAGGCAACAGAUCUCCUGGAGGAAUCCUCGAUCGAAUUGACCGAGCUACGUCGUGAUGAGGAAGUGGUCGAGAUUCUCCAAGCUCUCACCUACCUUCCUUUGACAAUUACACA
Messenger RNA from Fusarium redolens, 346 nucleotides. RefSeq lists its product as uncharacterized. The record is from RefSeq and is a predicted model, not a curated record. The coding region runs from base 76 to 273 and encodes 65 amino acids. Lineage: Eukaryota; Fungi; Ascomycota; Sordariomycetes; Hypocreales; Nectriaceae. The transcript has a single exon.